Messenger RNA from Cydia pomonella (codling moth), 3109 nucleotides. RefSeq names its product L-2-hydroxyglutarate dehydrogenase, mitochondrial (gene L2HGDH). The record is from RefSeq and is a predicted model, not a curated record. NCBI's taxonomy places the organism in Eukaryota, Metazoa, Arthropoda, Insecta, Lepidoptera, Tortricidae. Bases 382 to 1740 code for a protein of 452 amino acids. The transcript is spliced from 4 exons. Gene Ontology annotation, molecular function: (S)-2-hydroxy-acid oxidase activity; (S)-2-hydroxyglutarate dehydrogenase activity.
UUGUCAACAACAAGAACGAGUCAGUCAAGGUCUUCGCGAUUACCUACUUGAAUAUUUAGAUAAAAUAUUCCAUUGCUAAAUCGUGAUCGGUCAGAGAAUCAUGGAAACUCGCUUAAAAUAAUACAAUUUUAAGGGCGCAAAUUAAUACUACCACUAACUCAGCAAUAGUUACUUAUAAAAAUACCUAAUCGAUUUAUCUGUGUCCUCGCUUCGCCUAAAUUACAAUAGUACUUAAAUUAAUGGGUUUCAUUACUCGUUAACCACUUCGCAAAUUCGUAGUUGUAUCCAUAAGUAUGUGCAGUUCUUCAUAAGACUAUUACUUAUAGAAGUUUAUAACUUAUUAUUUAGUUUUAGAGACGAGUUUUAGAAGUAGUUCUAGAGAUGUCUAUUAUAAGUAAACGUUUGUUUACUAAAGGAUUAUCUAGUGUUAUUAGUGCGCAGAAUAUUCGAUCACUCAGUAAUGCAGCCAAAUACGACGUAGUAGUUAUCGGCGGGGGUAUAGUAGGCGCUGCCUCAGCCCGAGAACUCCUCAUACGGUACCCCAACCUGAAGAUAGCCCUGCUGGAGAAGGAACACCGCUUCGCUCACCACCAGAGCGGAAAUAAUAGCGGAGUCAUCCACGCCGGCAUCUACUACAAACCUGGCUCGCUGAAGGCGAAGCUAUGCGUUGAAGGACAUAGCUUAGCUUACGAAUACUGCGACAAAAAGAAAGUGCCAUAUUUAAAAUGCGGGAAAUUAAUCGUAGCCACAGAGCGAGCUGAAAUACCUAGGCUACUAGAACUGUAUGAUCGAGGGCAGAAAAAUGGAGUCAAAGACUUGGAACUCAUGGACAGGAAACAGAUGAAGGAAAUCGAGCCAAAUUGCGACGGUUUACAAGGCAUCUGGUCUCCGCACACGGGCAUUAUCAACUGGGGGGAAGUCACCCGAUCUUUUGUUGAGGAUUUCAUAGAGCGGGGCGGACAGAAAUAUUUAAAUUUCGAAGUGAGAAAGUUCGCUGAAGCUGCGGAUAGCGAGUAUCCUGUGAUCAUUUCUGAUGAGAAAGGGCAAGAAGUAAGAGCAUCUCAUGUUUUAACUUGCUGUGGCUUACAUUCUGACACGAUCGCAGUUUUAACAGGCUGCCCUGAGGAGCCUAAAAUAGUCCCUUUCAGAGGCGAAUACUUGUAUAUAGUUAGAGAAAAGAGCGAUUUAGUGAAGGCCAAUAUAUACCCGGUGCCGGACCCGAGGUUCCCGUUCUUGGGAGUGCAUCUGACGCCGCGGAUAGAUGGCAGGAUCAUCGUUGGACCUAAUGCGAUUCUGGCGUUUGCGAAGGAAGGUUACAAAUGGGGCGAUAUAAACAUGAAAGAGCUAAGAGACAUCUUCAACUUCCAAGGCUUCCGCCAAGUAGCUACUAAAUACGCGUGGUUCGGAAUGAAAGAGAUGGCGCGAUCGUGGCUGAUGCCUCUCCAAGUAGCACAGCUGAGGAAGUUCGUGGUGUCUCUGUCCGUCGCCGAUGUUGAGAGAGGACCGUCGGGCGUUAGAGCGCAGGCUAUGGGGAAAGACGGGACGCUAAUAGAGGACUUCGUGUUCGACUCGCAGCCGGGGGCGGGCGCGGCGGGCGGUGUGGGCGGGCGCGUGCUGCACGUGCGCAACGCGCCGUCCCCCGGCGCCACGUCCUCGCUCGCCAUCGCCGGGAUGGUCGCCGACAAGAUGGCCGACCAGUUCAAAUUAUCCAACAAAACCACCGCGAAAGGCAGCUUAUAGAAAACGGCCGCGUUGGGACUGCCAUCUUGUGGCAUAAACCGGAGUUAACAACUGAACAUUAAUACUUUAUUUAAAUGCGCUCUAUCUACAGUUUCCGUGAGGGACUGCCAUUUUAUAGGCUACGGCAUAAAUUAAAAUCAAAUAUUUAUUAAUUGUAUAAAAAUAUGUAAAAAUAUAAGACGUACUUGCUUUGAAUUUGACAGCUCUGUGUAGCGCUAUCUUUACAUGUGAAAAGUUGAUGUUUGAUGACAAUCAAUUUACCAAAAAAUGCUGAUUUAACUAAAUUAUAAUGGCUCUUUGAUGAGAACUAGUACCUAAAGAAAGGACGCUUCCCACGAGGAAUUUCGUACGUUGAACCGCCUGUUCUUAUUGUAUCGCACGCGCGUUACUCACCGCGCGUGAUUUCCCGCCUCUGAUACCGGCGACCAAUUACACUGAGCGAGUGAGACAGCAAUAUAUCAUUAUGCACGUACGAUAAAGAUAAGAAUAGGCGGGUCAAUGUCCAGUCAGCAUCAAUAGUAGCGGAUGAAACAACGCGCCAAAAGUAUCUGAUAUUCCGGAUAACUUUUCCAAAUAAAGAUAAAUCUCUAAAAUGUACGUUCACAAGUAUAUCUUAUACCGUCUUAAUUGUUCUACAUAUAGGACCAUCACAUUUUGUUAAACUGUUACAGAAUGAUAGAUACUUUUGAAACCUUGUUUGAUCCGCUACUUUUGAUGCUGACUGUACCAUCAGCCGUAAAAGUGCAUGGCGAGUUUAUCAAUGGAUUCAUUCACAAUUUAUCACUCUAAAGCACCAAUUGCGUCUACACUUCCCGAUUUCGCGCCCGGAAUCAGUCCCGAUUUUGGACCUGAUAAUAGUUUUCGUUUCACGGAAUAUCAGCACAUCGUUAACAAUAUUUAAAAUGUAAAAAUACUUUGUCUCUAAUUACCAAAAAUGUUCAAUGCAUAUUUUUUCAUAUGAACCAUGUUUUCACAUUUCAAAUAUUGUAGACGGUGUGCUAAUAUUUGGUGCAACGGAAAAAUGCUCUUUCCCGGGUCUGAUAUCAGGCCUGAUAAAGUGUGGAUGUAAUUGGCACUAAACUCGUUGUAGUAAGCGUGCUUUCUUCCCCUACACCGCCACCAGUCAGUUAUGUUCGUGGAUGACUACUUUCUUUUUACAAGGUUUAUGUAUUCUGUAUGGUGCUAAUUUUUUAUUGAAACUAUUCAAUGUACAAAAUAUAACACCGUUAUAUAAAAUAUGUUCAAGAUGUAUAUAGAUUUGUUACCUAUGUAAUAGAUAUAGAUAUACAACAUGUAAAUCAAAUUAAUUUUAUUAAAAACAUAUUUAAAUGGAUUCGUGUAAAUAAAAAAUAUUAUUUUAAAUAUUAAA